UAAAGUGCAAGUAAAACCUCCAAAUCGUCGACCAUGCAACGUUUAAUUUUAUUUCUCGCGUUAUUCAUCACCGCAAGCUUCGCCGUGCCGGCACCUCAGUCAGACGAUUCCAAAGCAGAGACUACUCGUUUGGAGAGUGAGAACAAUGGCGUGGACAAGUACUCCUUCGCCUAUGAGACCAGCAAUGGCAUCUCUCGCAGUGAAGAGGGCGAACUGAAGGGUGGCGGCGCCGAGGGUGAGGGAAAUAUUUCUGUACAAGGUACGACCAGCUGGACAGCACCCGACGGCAAGAAGUACGAACUAAGCUUCACCGCCGAUGAGACGGGCUAUCAUCCGACAUUCAAGCUAGUCGCCUAGCCGCAUACUUACAAUUACAGUUCAGAGCUUAUAAAUCUGUUUGUGUAAUAAACGCAAUGAGCAUUAAA
This is a messenger RNA of Scaptodrosophila lebanonensis, 425 nucleotides long. It is a transcript of the gene Cpr65Au, whose product is annotated as endocuticle structural glycoprotein SgAbd-5. Gene Ontology annotation, molecular function: structural constituent of chitin-based larval cuticle. The record is from RefSeq and is a predicted model, not a curated record. The transcript has 2 exons. The coding region runs from base 34 to 357 and encodes 107 amino acids. Gene Ontology annotation, cellular component: chitin-based extracellular matrix. NCBI's taxonomy places the organism in Eukaryota, Metazoa, Arthropoda, Insecta, Diptera, Drosophilidae.